CAUUAUUCGUAUUACCAGGGAUAUUCUUCACGAAUAUUCCCCGGGUGAAAUGUUGACUUUGUUCACAGUUUAUAGAAGGCGUGAAUAUACAGUCAUGUUCGAUGUUCAUUAAUUAAAACCUAGUUUACCAUGCUAUCCUAUGGUAUUUAGAUAUGUUUUCUCAAAUAUGAGCUAAAUUAUUGUCAUCAAUAAUUUUAAAGGGAUGCUUUGCCAAAUUAAAUACUAAAUUAAAUUUGCAGUAUUGUACUAACAGACAAUAUAUUUGUCUUCUCUUAGGAAUCAUCUCCAAGUUUAGACAUUUGGAGACUUUGGAGGGUGGGGGUGGAAAAGGUAUAAAAUUAUAAUAUGUUUUUUUUAAGUUAUUUUCACCUGUUAAUUAUUUUGACAUUAUUCCCCAACGUAAUUUCCACAUUUUUAAAUGCAAUAAUUUCAGUAAAUUAUAAUUGUAUUUCAAAGUCAAAUAUAUGAUUUUUACAACAAAGUAAGAUAGUGUUGUUGUUUUUUCUCAUUUAUUAUAGAUAUUGAUAAUUCUGUAUGAAAUAUUUUAUUUUCCUCUGAACAUAUUAUUCUUUCUUAGAAUACAUACUUACAUAACAAACGAUAUUUUAUAUUCAAUUGAUAGAAAUUAUGUAAUAAUGACUUUAAUAUAAAAGGAAUGAUUAUUAAAUAGGAUGGUGUAUCAUCAGAAUGUAUUACAUGUAACUGUGUAUUUUGAAAAAAAUGGGUGUACAGAUGAAGGAUGGCAAAUGCCAAUCUGAAACGUCAUGGCAGCUCCACCUAGUGUUAAAAAUACAUAAGUUUACACUCUGUCUUGAUCAUCUAAUUUAAUUGUUUGUCUUUCUUCAUCUAAUCUGUGAUCUAAUUAACCGGUUUGUCUUCAUUUAAAACAUGUCAGUGGGCUUUCAUUAGCGUACUUAUCAGUAACCAGUACGACCAUAGAAGACAUAGAAAGAACUGAGCAAAAAGUUUGAUGCAAAAACACAUGCGCCAGUAUCUCCACACUGAAAGCAAAGCAGAUGUUCCUGAACUCAAACAGUUUAGAGUUCCUGGCUAAUAUAAGGCUGUCUUGACUAUUUUUAGACUUUGCUUUCUGUGACCAAAUGGUGGGGACACUGGCGGCUGUGUGCAAAAAAAGCCUACAUAGUUUUAGUGAAAUAGUCGAUUUAAAGAUGUCUCUACCAGUACUCGCAUUCAAUUAAAAUUAAAAAGUCCAUGGUUUCGUUUCAAGUUGAGCGUUGUACAUCUAGUAAAACAAUAAAAAUGGCGGAAAUAUUAUUUUGAACUUUUAAAAUUUCUCCAUAAAAUCGAUGUUUCUACGCAAGAAUGGAACUUAUAUUAGGUACGAAAACUAUAAAACGAUAGCAUGAGUACUGGUGUACCGGGGGGUCGAAAUAGAUCGGCUUCCCAAGGCGAUGUACUCGGGGCAGAAGAUGACUGUGUACCGGGAUUUGUAAAUUAUAAACAACUCACUGAACAACAUAGAAAUGUAAGUCAAAGUGUUCCAAGAAUAUCUCACGAUAACAUAACACGAAAUGUUCUCAAUAACUGUGAGGAUCAGUCUCAUAAAGGCAAAGCCCCAAACAAAAACAAAGUGUCUAAAAAGCCAUCCAUGCGAAGGUUUGAAAGUUGGGUGCACAAAAUCGCAAAACAUGUUGUGAAUCUUGGUGUAAGUGUUACACACGCAUCUAAUAAGGAUAUAAAUAUUAAUCAGCAAGCUGAACGUGAAAUCAGAAAUAAUGCGGAAAAUAAACAACUAAGUUCUGGUGCCAUAGAAAAAACAACACCAUGUAUACAAGAACCUCCAAUAAACAAAAACGGUGUCCCAUUGAUGCCAAAUGGUCAAGUGCCUGGGGUUUCUGGUAUUAGAAAUCAUGGAAAUACAUGUUUUAUGAAUGCAGUAUUACAGUGCUUGAACCACACAGACCUUCUGGCUGAAUACUUUGUAACAAACAAUUACAAACAUGAUGUAAGACGGCAAAACAGAGGUAAUGCCAAAAAGUUUGGGACUAAAGGUGAAUUGACUGAACAGUUAGCUAUACUCCUGAAGAGUUUAUGGUCUUGCCAAUAUACACCUAGCCUAUCCAACGAAUUCAAACACGUCGUUGGGAAAUAUGGAAGUCAAUACAGGGGCGAUGCUCAACACGAUGCCCAGGAAUUUUUGUUAUGGAUUCUGGAUAAAAUACAUGAAGAUUUAAACACAGCAUCAAAAAGGAGAUACCGUCCCAAUAAGGGUGGAAAUGGGAGAUCAGAUGAAGACUUAGCACAGGAAGCUCUUGCGAACCACCUGCGAUGCAAUAACAGUUACGUGUAUGACUUAUUCCAAGCCCUUCAUAGGUCGUCUCUAACAUGUCCAACGUGUAACGAACAAAGCAAUACAUUUGAUCCAUUUGUUUGUGUGUCACUGCCAAUUCCUCAGAAAAUCAACCGAGCCUUGUUUGUGACAGUUGUUUACCUUGACGCUAGGCCACAGCAAGUCAGAGUAGGGUUGUCUAUGCCUGUACAUAGUACUGUGAAAGACCUGAGAAAGAGAUUGGCUGAAGAGGCAGGGGUGCCCACUAAACAGGUUAUUCUCACUGAAAUCUACUACAAUGGUUUCCAUCGGACAUUCAGUGAUGACCAAUCAAUCUCUGCAAUACAAGAAUCGGACAAUAUAUACGCCAUUGAGACUCCGCCCCCUUUUAAAGAGUCAAAGACUGACUACCUCCAGCCUGAAUAUAUCACCCUGCUGCUCCUUAACAAAACUGGUUCUGCCUCUGAAGGAAGAAGGUUUGGUUGUCCCAUGGUCCUCCAGAUCCCACGUGAUUCUACGUUUAGAGAAAUUCAGCAUGACGUCCUACACAACAUGAAAGACUCUCUGAAAGAGGGUAUAAUUACCCAGGUGUCUGUUAUUGUAUUUAGACUACGGCUGCUUGAUGGACUACCAGGGAAAUGUAACCUUCCCACAGAUUUAGACCACCCUCUCUAUAUGCCAACAGUUGACAGAGCGCUCAGUGUACAAAAGCCUGAUAGCGGACCAGCUCAUGUAAAGCUCAUUGUGGAAUGGGACUCUGUCACUAAGCAAAAUAUGGUUGCCAGUGGUGAUGAGAGUAUAGAACAGGAGGAGAGUGUCUCUAGGGUGAAACUAGACCAACAACAACCAGUUAUAGGCAGCCUGGAUGAGUGUUUCAAUCUCUAUACACAAGCUGAACAGUUGGGUGCAGAGGAUGCCUGGAACUGCCACCACUGCGGCAAAAGACAACAGGGGACCAUUAAAAAACUUGGACUCUGGUCCCUACCUGAUAUACUUGUAGUGCAUCUGAAACGCUUUAAACAGGAGGGACUGAAGAGGAAUAAACUGAACACAUUAAUAGAGUUCCCAGUGUCAGGGCUGGACAUGGAGGGACACGUAGAGCACAAAUCCACCCUUCGUAGAGAGCUAUCACCAUGGAGACAGAGCAGACACAAUACCCCAGGUCCUGAUGACUAUGUAUACGACCUAUAUGCUGUCUGUAAUCACUAUGGCAACAUGGCUGGGGGACAUUAUACAGCAUUUUGUAAAAACUCCACUGAUGGACAAUGGUACUCAUUUGACGAUCAAGUCGUAAAGGCAAUCUCAAGUAACCAGAUUGUCAGUCGGGCAGCUUAUUUACUAUUCUACCAAAGACGCUCUGUUAACAACAUGAGCUCCGCAAGUUCUACUAGCUCAGCAGGGAGCGAUCAUUGGGUUUAUAAACUGCCUGAGGUUCAACAUAGUAUACAGUCCAUCCAAUCGAAGUCACCACCCAAAGAAACUACUCAGUCUCGACUCACAGGAUUUGCAAGAAGAGCUUCUGGUAGGUCCAAAAAGCCUAAACCUGAGAAGAAUAAGCUAAUUGAACGGACAAUUAACACCUACGGCACAAUGACACGUCGUCCCCGCUCCCAGUCAUGUGGCCCUGGAUCUGAACAUCGGAUCAACCUCACAGCUAACGACAUAACGUCCCCACCCAAAGAGAAACCCCCUGGGUCCCCUGUACGUAACCCCAUGAAGAGAACGGAGAGUUACACGGCAGCUGCUGAAACUGACAUGGAAUCGUGCUCUUAUUCUGGACUCAGUAUGUCGAACUAUUCACUUGGGGCAAAUUUUGAACGCCAAUGGGAUUCUCCUGAGAGAACCCUCCCAAGGACUGCUAGAACAUGGGAGUCUCCUCCCAGGAGUAAACCUGUGGGAACAGUAUCAGAAUGGGAUCUGUACAGUAGACCGUAUCUACAGGAGUCAUGUGUAUAAAUUGAUGUGUACAUUAGACCACAAGAGUCAUGCAUAUGGAUUUAUGUGUACAUUAGACCAGAUGAAUUGUGUAUAGUGUACACCAUGUGUAUGAUAGACCAUAUUUCCUACAGUGGAUUAAUAGGCUUGUUAAGAAGACAGUCUUCAGAAGGCUUUAUCUGUACUUUUGCCAAUGAGACAGGGUGUCCUCUAGACCCUAUUAUAGGAACCUUGUUGUCUUGUGUACAGUAGACCCUAUUGGAAAUAUGUGAAAAGCGAAUGGCAUUUACACAUAAGACCAGCUCAGUUUCCCCAUACAAGGGUUGUAUAUAGUAGACUAUUUUUUAUUAGUACCCCUAUGGGUAUACAACUUGGAUGUGUGCAAUAGACUAUACUUGAAUUGUAGAUGGACAAAAAUGGUAUUUAC
Molecule: messenger RNA, 4652 nt
Organism: Owenia fusiformis
Lineage: Eukaryota; Metazoa; Annelida; Polychaeta; Sabellida; Oweniidae
Source: the annotation of a GenBank genome assembly